CAAGUUGGAUUCUUCGUAGCUGUUUCCUGUGGCCGUCCUCAAGAGUUCGCUGAACGAGAAAGCAACGAAGAUAGAAUAGUACCCCCUUUGUGAAGACUUGUUCUCUUCCUCCAUUGUAUAAAUGCGCACACAAACUUCUUGAUUAGGAGUACCUGGGGUGGUCGAUCCGAUUCAAACACUCGUCUCUUCUCCUCGCCGCUGUGCAUUGACGUUGUGGUUUUCUCACCGAAAAAAUGCCAAGAAGGAACACUUAUGCAGAUCAUUCGCGAGACCCCCGAGUCGCGGAAGAAGGAGAAGAAGAUUACUACGAAGUGUUCCUGAGCUUCUGCGGCGGAGACACUCGCGCCGGCCUGACUGACCUCCUCUACAGGAGCCUGGUCGGAGCGGGAGUCUGCGUCUACAGAGACAACAACGAGCUCCACACAGGCGAGCUGUUUGGACCAGAGCUUCUCAGCGCGAUUAGGCGAUCUGGGAUAUUGAUCCCAAUCCUCUCGAAAAACUACGGCUCGAGAGAAUGGUGCCUCCGUGAGCUCUCACAGAUGAUGGAGUGCAAGAGACGCAGUGAUGGGUAUGUGGUGUUGCCUGUAUUUUACGGGGUGAAGCCAGCGGAGGUGCGGCACCAGGUGGGGAUUUUCGGGGAGGGAUUCCGAUCCGGUACGAAGUGGUUCGAUGAACGGGUUGUGGAGGAUUGGAAGCAGGCGCUCCGAGAAGUCUGUUCCAGAUUGGGAGAUGAAUCCGGGAGAGGGCAGGAAACAGAGUUAAUCAAGAGGGUAGUUGAGCAGGUUUGUGGCGCGUUAGAGGAAGCCCAUCAUCUCACCUGGUCCAUGGAGACGAAGGUGAGAGCGAGACUGGAAAAGGAUUAUCACCAUGAGUUGACGCUCCCCGAGAAUGCGAAUCGUGCUGCGAAGGAAAAGUUAGCUCACGAUUUUCACGACAAUCUGAAGCGGACGCCGGUGCCUAGGAGCAUGCGGAGUGAUGGGAAAAUGGUCAGGAACAAAAUACACAUAACUUUGCAUGAGUACCCACCGCCUUGAAAUUUAUACUCCAUGACUCAGGACAGGAUGGAGCAAUAAGUUCGUAACGUAUUGCCUCGAAGCUUUGCUUCAAAACCAUGUGACCUCCAAACCAGUUUUUCUUACCAUGCUUGUCCUGGACCAGUUCCUACGUUUUGUUUGGGUCGAGCUUGCAGUUCAUUGUUCAAUUUCGAUUUAUUUA
Messenger RNA from Syzygium oleosum, 1215 nucleotides. Its product is annotated as toll/interleukin-1 receptor-like protein. Gene Ontology annotation, biological process: signal transduction. The record is from RefSeq and is a predicted model, not a curated record. Lineage: Eukaryota; Viridiplantae; Streptophyta; Magnoliopsida; Myrtales; Myrtaceae. Bases 234 to 1034 code for a protein of 266 amino acids. The transcript has 2 exons.